AUGGUUUAUGAAUGCAGAUCAGGCAUCACCUACUCAGGAUGUCCCUCCCAGAUCUCCUUUGUUUUCAAUUUUGCUGGCUUGGAAAACUGUCUUCUUGCAGCAAUGGCCUAUGACCGCUAUGUAGCCAUUUGUCACCCUCUGAGCUACACAGUCAUCAUGAAUGCCCGCCUCUGUGGUCGGCUGAUUGUAUUUUCCCUGGUCAUUAGCCUUGCAAAUGCCCUGCUGCUCAGUCUGAUGGUCCUACGUCUGUCCUUCUGCACAGACCUGGAGAUCCCCCACUUCUUCUGCGAACUCGCUCAGGUCAUCGAGCUGGCCUGUUCUGACACCCUCGUCAAUAACCUCCUGAUAUAUGUUGCAGCUGUCCUAUUUGGUGGAAUUCCUCUCCCUGGAAUAAUUUUCUCUUAUAUUCAAAUCGUCUCCUUUGUUUUGAAAAUCCCACCAAUAAGAAGAAAGUAUAAAGCCUUUUCCACCUGUGGGUCUCACCUGUCUGUUGUUUCCCUGUUCUAUGGGACAGGUUUGGGGGUGUACAUUACCUCUGAGGUGACUGACUCCCCCAGGAAGACUGCAGUGGCUUCUGUGAUGUACUCUGUGGUCCCUCAGAUGCUGAACCCCUUUAUCUACAGCCUGAGGAACAGGGACAUGAAGGAGGCCUUGAGGAAGCUCUUUGAUAGGACGGAUUUUAGAGUAAGAUAA
Molecule: messenger RNA, 693 nt
Organism: Marmota flaviventris (yellow-bellied marmot)
Lineage: Eukaryota; Metazoa; Chordata; Mammalia; Rodentia; Sciuridae
Source: RefSeq, a predicted model, not a curated record